This is a messenger RNA of Cokeromyces recurvatus, 2076 nucleotides long. RefSeq lists its product as uncharacterized. Gene Ontology annotation, biological process: chromatin remodeling. The annotation marks the transcript as partial. Gene Ontology annotation, cellular component: cytoplasm. The transcript is spliced from 2 exons. Lineage: Eukaryota; Fungi; Mucoromycota; Mucoromycetes; Mucorales; Mucoraceae. The record is from RefSeq and is a predicted model, not a curated record.
AUGAAGCCUCAAUUUACAGUGCAGCUUUUCAUAUUAUUUUCUUCAUUUCUAGACGAACCCCUUCAUGAUAAUAAGGAGCAACGAGUUGUACUCAAAUUUUCUGAAGAAAUUAAAUAUUUAGCUGUCCAAUGUCUAUCAGCCGUUUUACCUGCAAAAUUUAAAGAGGGUAGAUAUGAUUCAUUUUCAAGCUCGCCUUAUUUUCAAUUAUCACAAACACUUCAAGAAGAUUUUUUUGUACCAAUUGCAUCACAAUGUAUUAUGAAAUUACUCAAUACAAUUAGAUACGAACAAAAUAUGGAUCUCAGACUUGAAUCAUUAAGAUUGUUAUCUCAAUUACUGCAGGAUAAUUUACGCGAUGUUGAUAUCUUAGUCUUGUCUUUUCCUGGAACAAUUUCAAGUCUUUGUGCUACUAUAUCCCAGAAGUUCGAGAAAGAAAAUCAUCAGAUCAUGUGUAGUGCUUUAACAACUCUUGGGGAAUUAAUACAAGCUGUGAUGUGUGACGACAAGAACAAGACCCUUUCAGAAAUUCAUUCAUUCAGCGAUAUUUUUUUGAAUAAAGAGAAGGAUACUGACACAUCAGCCAUAGACGACAGCAUUAAGUUUCUUGUCAUGCAUAUCGAUGAUGAUUAUAAUGAAGUAUCUGUUACAUGUCGUAUUCGUAUGCAAUCCUUAUUAUCUCUACCUGCUUUCGAAAAAUCUAUUAUGCCAAUAUUGAAAAAUAAUUUAUAUGAUUGGUUCAUGAAAUUUCCUCAGUAUGUGAUAUCAAGAGACGAGCAUGAAAAGAUAGUUGCUAUGUCUAUCAUAAGUGGAAUAAUCCUACUUUUAAGGGAUCAGUCAGAGAGAGUAUUUUCAACUGCCCUGAGUCGUGCCUCCGAUGGGUGGAUGACAGCACUUGAAAUUGAUAAAGAAAGCCUUCAUGUUUUGGAAGAAAAACAAAGUGAAAGAUAUAUUGAGCUUAAGUCUGAUAAGAUGCAGUCCUCCAUACCUGUUUAUCCAAAAAUCCGAUUCAAGUAUUUUGCUACUGAUACAAGUACAAAUAAGCUCAUUCGAUUAUUAAAUAUUAUUGGAAAAUGGUGCGACCUACAAGCUUGGAUCAAUCAUUUCAUGAGAUAUGUCUCAGUAAAUAUUAAUGAGUCCAAUGACCCUCAAGCUGUUUAUAUUGUCCACGCUUUAUUGUCAGGUGCACUUGCUGAUGAUUUAGAUCCAGUAACCGAAUCGGACAGUUGGAUGAUUGAAAAAGAAACAUGUAAAGGCAAAAAUGAGCUUCUUAAAAUUAUUGCAAUCCAGUUGCUUAAUGAUACAAUGAACAUUCUCAUUAAUGCUGCUGCAACCAACAAUAAAACCCUUUCGCUAAUAACAACAGCUACUUCAUCAUUCCAAUUGGAUGAGGAAGCCGGCCAUGUAUUAACUGUUUGUUUUGGAUUACAAAUUGUUGGAUUAAUAACCUGCGUAAUUGAUCGUGACUAUUUACAAGAUCAACUGAUCACCAUACUAUAUCCCUUACUUGCUCAUCUAGGAUCGCCUAAUGUAUAUAUUCAUACAUAUGCUUUAAUUACAUUAGAUACAAUAUCACAUACUUGCGGAUUAAAUAAUGCAAGAGAACUUGCAAUUCAAAAUAUUGAUUACAUUAUUAAUAUGAUAUCACAACAUAUCUCUGUUCUUUCAAACAAUGCCCGAGUGCCAUUAGUAUUAAAGGCCCUGAUUCAUGUAGGAGGUUAUGAUACUAUUAAUUAUUUGGAUGAUACAGUACAAGAAAUUUAUGAUGCUUUAGAACGCUAUUCUGCCAAUGACUGGAUUUGUGCUCAAUUGUGCAGUGUACUUUUUGAAAUUAUACAGAUUUUAGAAAAAAACGUUCUUUUUAAUCCCGAUAAACAAAUCAAUACUAAUAUUAAUAUUGCAACUGAAAAUAGUACAAAUGCAUCUGCAGAAAUUAUGUUAUUUAUCAAUGAUGCUAAAGAUAAUAUACAUAAUGUAGAUGAAGAAUAUAAAACAAUGGAAGAAAUUGGCAAAUACUUUUUAGAUAGACAAAAGAAGGGUUUACAUGAUAACAUGACAAUAGAAAAGGCGUUACUAGAA